CUACAUGUUGUUUUCAAAAUUGAUGCUAGCAAAAACAUUAAUUUGAAUUGUUUAUUAAAUAAAUCACAGCUUUGAAUAGCUUAAUUCUAUUGUGGCUUUAAUCUCAAAUAUUUGUGAGUUUGCUAACUAACCUCAAACCAGAAAUUAAUGAUGUAUCAAUCAAAAAUAAAAUCCAACCAAGGACCGUAAUUUAAGAACCAACUUUUAAUGGAAACAAAACAUUGUAAUAAUCAAACUCAACAACAUCAUCAUCAUUGCCAUUGGUAUCUUGUUUAUCAUCUCAUUUUCUUUUGGCUAAUCAUUUCCCAAGCCUCCGGGGCCAUCAAGGAGAAAACCUGUGGAUCGCUUGAUAUCCGUGAUGUAUCCGAAUUAAAACAAUUGGAAAACUGUACAGUUAUUGAAGGUUCUCUUCAGAUAUCAACCAUUUAUAAUGGAACCUCGAGACACUUUGAAAACAUAAGUUUCCCUCUGUUGACGGAGGUUACCGAUUAUGUUUUAAUUUUUCGUGUCUCGGGCAUCAUUACCCUCGCCAAAUUAUUUCCUAACCUAACUGUAAUUAGGGGUCAACAUUUGUUUCAUAACUUUGCUCUCAUAAUCUAUGAUGUUACUGAUCUUCAAGAAAUUGGUUUGUCCAAUCUAACAACUAUCGUUAAAGGAGCAGUCCGCAUUGAAAAGAAUCGUCAUCUAUGUUUUGCGGAAACUGUUAAUUGGGAUCUUAUUGCCAAAUCUGGUAAAGGGUCCAAUCAUGUUAAGGAUAACAAACCUUUCAACGAAUGUCCAAAAUGCUAUAAAAAUGGUGCUAUUCCAGCUUGUCCGAUUUUGAAAAGUGGUGCUAAAGAGACUCACCAUGGUUUGUGCUGGAACUCAGAAAAUUGCCAAAGAAUAUGUUCCAACGAAUGUGAAUCACAAAAUCUCACAUGCAAUAUCAACAAUCCAAAGGAAUGCUGUGAUCCAUCAUGUAUUGGUGGAUGUACAGGAAAAACCAAUAAAGAUUGUCUCAUUUGUAAAAACUUUGUAAAAUAUGAAGGGCAUGAAAAGAUCUGUGUUAAACGUUGUGGUCCUAAUCAAUAUGAGUUUCUCUCUCGUCGAUGUGUAAGCUUCCAAGAUUGUAUUGCAUUAAGCGCAUCAGAUGAUAAAGACAAGAAAAAAACAUACAAGAUUUUUGAAUCACGGAACAAUACGCUGCAGAAAUGUUUAGCUGAAUGUCCACCGGGUUAUCAACAAAGUCCCGAAGAUGAGCACAAAUGUGAUCGAUGUCAAGGAUCUUGCAAGAUAACCUGUAAAGGGAAUAGUACUAUAACCAAUGUUGCUGCUGCUCAAAAUUUUCGCGGAUGUACAGUUAUCGACGGUUAUCUUGAUAUAUCUGUUCAAGGAGGAGUAAAUAUUAUUACUGAGCUUGAGGAAAGUUUACAACAAGUUCGUACUAUCACUGGUUACCUUAAAAUUGCGCGAUCAUAUCCUCUCAUUACCUUGAAUUUUUUCAAAGACCUUGAAACCAUCGAAGGAAAUAUUUUAGAUCGAACAAAUUACUCAUUGGUGGUUAUUGAUAAUCCUAAUCUUCAAGAACUCUUUCCUCUUAAUGAUAAUGGAACUUCUAAGGUGUACAUUAUGCACGGAAAAAUAUUUUUCCACAUUAACCCGAAACUUUGUACGACGAAAAUCAAACAGAUACAUCGAAAAAUUGCGAUCGAAGAUGAUAAAGAUAUCUCACCAUAUUCAAACGGAGAUAAGACUGCUUGUGAAUUGAUCAAACUUAAUCUCACUAUUGCUUCCUCUGGACCAACAUAUGCAUACUUGCAAUGGCCUAAUUUUCUUAAAAAUCUCACCGAUGCGAGAUCUCUGUUGGGGUAUCUAGUUUAUUAUAGAGAAGCGCCGGGUAAUACGACGGUAUCUGUUUAUGGUGGUCGCGAUGCCUGUUAUUCAAAUGGCUGGAAUUCGCUUGAAGUAGAAGCAGAUGAAGACAGGCAGCGAGAUACAACAGUUGAAUAUUUGUUAACUAAACUUGAACCUUUUACUCGUUAUGCGACUUAUGUUAAGACUUAUACUAUCCGAACGCCUAGUGCUGAAGGCAGAGCAGGAGAAAGUUCAAUUGUUUAUUUUCAAACAAAACCAACAACUCCUAGUGAACCAAGAGAUCUUGGAGCAACUGUGUCAAGUUCCUCAGAAAUUAUAGUCCACUGGUCCCCACCGAAAGAGCCUAAUGGAAUUGUUACACACUAUAUGAUAACUGUUACUAAAAUACUUCCGCUGUCUGAGGCAUAUUCUGAUCGUGACUUCUGCUCUGAACCGCUCAAUUACGAAACUCCUAUUAUUCCAGAAGAGAGGAUCAAUGUGUCAAGAUGGCUCCAAGAUGCUGAGAAGGAGAUGAAAGAUGAUGAAAGUGAGGCUACAAAAAACAAUACUGAUUGUUGUCCUUGUCAACGAUCUCUUGUUGAAUAUGAGGACCAAGUUAAAAACACAGUCGAUUUUGAAGACUAUCUUAUCAAUAAUGCGUAUAAAAAAUAUAAUUUAACUCACGAAACAAUGAGCAAACCAGAAAAGCGUAAAAAGCGUUCUCCUAAAAUCGAUCCAACAACUGCUGAUAAUAAUAUAACGGGUCCUUCGACAACAUUGAAACCUCAAGUUGAUGUACCUGAAAUAAGAAAUUAUAUAGCAACAUCAUUAUCAUUACUCAUUCAAAAUCUUACACAUUAUACUGAUUACAAGAUUGCGGUCAGUGCUUGCCAUACUCAAAACACACCGAGCAACAAAGAACCCGAAUAUAAAUUGUGUGGAGAGGCGAGAUACAUUUCACAACGCACUUUAGCAAAAGCUAAUGCGGAUGAAAUCGAUCCUCAAUCUCUGACAGUUGAAGUUUCUAAUGCAAAUAAUUCUCGUGUUGCCUUCAUUAAAUGGGACGAACCUUCUUUUCCUAACGGAGAAAUCCUCUCUUAUCAUUUAGAGUACAAACCUAAUGAAGCAUCUAUGAGUGAUAGUGUUACACGAUGUAUAACUAGAAAGGAAUAUCAAGAAAGCAAAGGAAUUAUCAGGAUUGGCAAUUUAAUCAGUGGAAAAAGUUACGUGUUAAGAGUACGAGCCAUGACAAGAGCGGGUAGAGGAAACUUUACCCGAUACUAUGAGUUUGAGGUUCCAAGUGAUACCUAUUUUUUUAUCUUCCUCGUUCUGGGUCUUGUUUUGUUCAUGCUUUUCACAGCAAUCAUUUCCGUUGGAAUUUUCAUUCGUCGUAAAAUAUCAGGUCAACCAGGUCGAAUGAUUUUCGCCUCUAUUAACCCAGAAUAUAUUACUCAUCAACCCGAUGAAUGGGAGGUAUGUCGAGAAGAUAUAAGUCUUCUCGGGGAUCUCGGUCAAGGAUCUUUUGGAAUGGUUCACUUAGGUGAAAUGAAAAGUAAAGAUCCUGAUGAACCAUCACUAAAAGUGGCAGUUAAAACUGUAACUGAUCCAGCAUUGACAAAAGCAUUUCUCAAUGAGGCUCAAGUUAUGAAGACUUUCGACUGUCAACAUGUCGUUAAAUUACUCGGAGUUGUAUCAACUAGUCAACCACCUUGGGUUAUUAUGGAGUUAAUGCCAAAUGGUGAUCUUCGUAAUUAUUUAUUGAAACAACGUCCAGAUAAUGAGGAUGGAUUACCAACCAAUCCACCCUCUCUCACUGAAAUUUGGAGGAUGUCAGUAGAAAUCGCUGAUGGCAUGGCUUACCUUGGAUCUCGAAAAUUUGUUCAUCGAGAUUUAGCAGCUCGUAAUAUUAUGGUUGCUCAUGAUUUAACUGUAAAAAUUGGUGAUUUUGGGAUGACCAGAGAUAUUUAUGAGACUGAUUAUUAUCGUAAAGAUGGUCAAGGUCUUUUACCUAUUCGAUGGAUGUCACCAGAAUCCAUUCGAGAUGGUAUUUUUAAUUACACUUCAGACGUCUGGUCCUACGGUAUAGUCCUUUACGAAAUGGCCACUCUUGGUGCACAACCUUAUCAAGGUCUUGGCAAUAUGGAAGUAAUUAAAUUCAUAACAGAAGGAGGUACAAUCGAGAAGCCUAAAGGCUGUCCAGAUAAAUUAUUUGAACUCAUGUCUGCAUGUUGGAUGAGAAAUCCAAAGCAAAGACCAACUUUCUUUGAAAUAAUAGAUAACUUGUUGCCCCUGUUUGACUCAGAGAAAUUCAUGAAAGUCAGUUUUUACGCUAAAGCAAAAGCCAAAACCAAAUUAAAAUCUCGCAUAAGACAGGAGAUAACAUGUACAACGCCAUUAAAAAGCUCAACAGCCUGUAAAUACAAUGAAGAUGAUGAGCUGGAGUGUUCCGAACAUGAAAUUGAAAUUGAAGAGACCGAUAAUGGUGAAGAGGUUAAAUUUUUCCCAACCAACAUUGACACCUUAAACUCAGGGAUAGUGGUGUUGGAGGAAUCGGGUGUUGAUGAUAGUGAAUCAACAACUACUACAACAACAACACCCAAACCAAUCGUGAUAAACCAAGCUGAUAAAAACAUCUCCAAUGGAAACAUUAACGAUGUGCUUAAAGUGAAUAAGAAAAAUAUCGGAGAAAAUGGUAAGGGCGGUGGGGGAGGGGGAGGAAUCGGUGUCGGAGGUGGUGUUGGUGUUGUAGUGCGAGUCUCCGGUGAUAAUGAAGUAACCUUAUCUCCUGAUCACGAUAAGGAUCGCAAAUUGAAUCAAACCUCCAAUGGAGGCUUGGUCAAUGGACCUUUAUCCCAUUAUAAUACAACAAUCUGUUGACCAGAGAGAUUUCAGUACAAGUCUGUGUAUUUAUAUUGUAUAUUUAAAAAUCCCAUCUUUUUCUACGAUUUGUAAAAAAAUAAAUUCUGUAAUCACUUAGUAAGAGAUUAUAAUAUCUCCA
Messenger RNA from Tetranychus urticae (two-spotted spider mite), 4831 nucleotides. NCBI's taxonomy places the organism in Eukaryota, Metazoa, Arthropoda, Arachnida, Trombidiformes, Tetranychidae. The record is from RefSeq and is a predicted model, not a curated record.